Rhopalosiphum maidis (corn leaf aphid) is the source of this 1089-nucleotide messenger RNA. RefSeq names its product N-acylneuraminate cytidylyltransferase A (gene Csas). The coding region runs from base 1 to 831 and encodes 276 amino acids. The record is from RefSeq and is a predicted model, not a curated record. Gene Ontology annotation, molecular function: N-acylneuraminate cytidylyltransferase activity. Lineage: Eukaryota; Metazoa; Arthropoda; Insecta; Hemiptera; Aphididae. The transcript has 5 exons.
AUGACUGUUAGAAACAGUCACUGGGUGGCUCUUUUUUCUCAAUUAUUAGUUUUAUCUGCAAGUGUUGUUUUAUUUAUGAUUCCAAUUUAUUUACUCUGGAGUCACAUUACUUAUGAACAAAAUCAUUUAUCUAAUUACAAGCCUCAUGUGGUAGCGUUAAUAUUAGCUCGAGGUGGUAGUAAAGGAAUACCAAGAAAAAAUUUAGCUUUAAUACAAAACACUACACUCCUCCGAAGAUCUCUAGACACUAUUAAUGAUUGUAGAUUGUUUCACGAUGUAUGGGUAUCAACAGAUGACAAAGAAAUUGCAGCUGAAGCUGAAUUAGCUGGUGCUAAAGUUUUUCACCGCAGUGCAGAAACUGCUUCGGAUGAAGCAACAUCACUUAGUGCUGUUAAAGAAUUUAGUAUGUACCAUCAAAAAGUGGAUAUUUUUGCUAUCAUUCAGUGUACCUCACCUUUUAUGACUUCUGAGUAUUUGACUAGAGCAUAUAAAAUGGCAGUUAAUCAAAAAUUUGAAUCUGUGUUUUCUGUAACACGAAGUCAUAAACUACGUUGGAAACUUGGAUCUGAUGGUCAACUGCAACCAUCAAAUUUUGAUGUUACCAAAAGACCGAGAAGACAGGACUGGGAUGGAGAAUAUGUGGAAAAUGGCAUGUUUUAUUUUGCACACAAAAAUCUUAUUGUAAAUAAUAAGCUCCAGGGAGGAAAAUUGGGAGUAGUUGUCAUACCAAUGAAUAGAAGUUUAGAAAUUGACACACAAUUUGAUUUACAAGCCGCUCGCCUUUUAGCUCCAUUACUAGAUAAACCUAAAAAUAUAACUAAUAGAACUUAAGAAAUGAUCAAAAACUUAUAAGCAAAUUAUAAAAUGAUAGUUAUAAAAAUUUUAAUUACCUACUUAUUAUAAGUUAUAGUUAAUAUUAUUAAAACUUAUAUAUAUAAAUAUAUAUGUAUAAAUAAGAUUGAUAAACUUGACCUAUGUAUUUGCCAUUCGGAUUAUACAUAUUACAUAUUUAUUGUUUUGUAAAUAUUUUUGUUAGAUGAAUUUAAAGAGUUUGUAGUUUUGUACUGAAUAAAAUUCUAAUUUUAAAUA